AUGAUGAAGAUCCUACGCCUCGUCAUACUCCUGUCAGUUACUGUCCUCGUCGUCAUCAUCUUCGUGUCUACCAAUUCGCUCAGCUCACGAAGACAGAUGCUGGGUGACAUCAAUAGUGAAAAUCUGCUCCAAAUCAUUAAGUUGAGGGAAUCAAAGACCGAAUUUACAGCUGUAGCGAGCACAAUGCCAGCCGACCACGUGGCCCGGAAACUGUUCGAGCGGGUUCGCGUUCUCUGCUGGGUGAUGACGUCACCACAGAACCUCGAGCCGCGCGUCAAACACGUCCUGAGGACGUGGGGACGACGUUGUAACAAACUCGUCAUCAUCAGCUCCAAGGCCAACGCCACGUACGGCGCGGUUGCAAUCAACGUCACGGAAGGCAGAAACCAACUGACGCAGAAAACCCUUGGCGGCUUCCACUACGUGUACAAACACCACUUUGAUGACGCUGAUUGGUUCCUGAAAACUGACGACGACACCUACGUCAUAAUGGAGAAUCUCAGAUACAUGCUUUCGGAGCAGGAUCCGAAGGAGCCGGUGUAUUUCGGUCACCAUUUCAACUCUAUCGGAACGUUCCCGUAUUCCAGCGGCGGAUCCGGGUUUGUAGUGAGCAAAGAGGCGCUCAGACGCUUUGGCAGGGAGGCGGAUAGUUCGAAAGUUUGUCGGCAGACCGGUUCGGCCGGGGACGAAGCUUUCGGGCAAUGUAUGGGAAAACUCGGCGUCAAGCUGAAGAACUCCACUGAUAAGUUUGGUGGAACUAGGUUUCACUGUCUCAAUCCAAGCGAUUUUGUGACUGGACGAUACCCGGACUGGCUGUACCGGUAUGACGCAAAUGGAUUGAGAAAGGGCGUGGACAGCAUCAGUGACUAUGUUAUUUCUUUUCAUUACGUGGCUGGAAACCAAAUGGACGUUUUGGAAUAUUUGAUAUAUCACGCUAAACCAUAUGGCAUAAAACACGUCUUCCAAGAUCUCAAUCAACAUUAAUUGUUAAAUGUAAUUAACCAGAGGGAUAUCCUUGUGGGCUUUUGUUUCUUGUAGUGUGUGUGUGUGUGUGUGCGUGCAUGCGCGCGUUUGUACGUGCGUAGGGAAUAAUGAUUGUU
Gigantopelta aegis is the source of this 1100-nucleotide messenger RNA. Its product is annotated as glycoprotein-N-acetylgalactosamine 3-beta-galactosyltransferase 1-B-like. The transcript is spliced from 3 exons. Gene Ontology annotation, molecular function: N-acetylgalactosaminide beta-1,3-galactosyltransferase activity. Bases 1 to 984 code for a protein of 327 amino acids. Gene Ontology annotation, cellular component: membrane. The record is from RefSeq and is a predicted model, not a curated record. NCBI's taxonomy places the organism in Eukaryota, Metazoa, Mollusca, Gastropoda, Neomphalida, Peltospiridae.